UAUCCCUCAUUUUCAUCAUAUCAAUUUCAAUUUAUAAAAAAAUCAAGACACGAGCUAUGUCUCUGGAAACUCUCUUCUACUUUCUACUAUUAUCCAUUUCCAUCUACACUCUUCUCAACCUGCUUUCCCGUGAUCGUCGCUGCUUGCCGCCGGGUCCCAGACCAUGGCCGAUUAUCGGCAACCUUCCGCACAUUGGCACCAUGCCUCACCACACUAUGGCGGCCAUGGCUCGCACCUAUGGCCCGCUGCUGUAUCUUCGUAUGGGCCUGGUGGAUGUCGUGGUGGCGGCGUCGGCAUCCGUGGCGGAGCAGUUUUUGAAAGUUCACGACGCAAAUUUCUCGAGCCGGCCGCCGAACUCCGGCGCUAAACACAUCGCUUACAACUAUCAGGACCUGGUUUUCGCACCGUACGGUCCAAGGUGGAGAAUGCUCCGCAAGAUCUGCUCCGUCCAUGUCUUCUCCGCCAAGGCUCUCGAUGAUUUCAGACACGUCCGCCAGGAGGAGGUGGCGGUGCUGACGCGCACACUGGCGAGUGCCGUCACCAAGGAAGUGAAUUUGGGCCAGUUGCUGACGGUGUGUACCGUCAACGCCCUAGGGCAGGUGAUGCUUGGGAGACGGGUGUUCGGUGACGGAACCGGCGGGGAUGACCCGAAAGCUGGCGAGUUCAAGUCAAUGGUCGUGGAGGCAAUGUUGCUGGCUGGUGUUUUCAACAUCGGAGACUUCAUACCGGCGCUGGACUGGUUAGACUUACAGGGCGUAGCAGCUAAGAUGAAGAAGGUCCAUAAGAGAUUCGACGCUUUCUUGACCUCCAUUCUCGAGGAGUACAAGAUGUACGGUGUUGAUGGCAGCAGUAACAGACACAAACACAUGCUCGGCACGUUGAUUUCGUUGCAGGAUGAUGACAGUGAGGGAGGAAAGCUCACAGACACUGAGAUCAAAGCUUUGCUCUUGAACAUGUUCAUAGCAGGAACCGACACGUCAUCAAGCACUAUAGAAUGGGCCAUGGCUGAACUCAUCCGGCAUCCAAAAAUCCUAGCCCAAGUCCGGCGAGAGCUGGACUCCGUCAUCGGCCCGAACCGCCUCGUCACCGAAUCGGAUCUUCCUCACCUGACCUAUUUCCAAGCCGUCAUCAAGGAAACCUUCCGUCUCCAUCCAUCCACGCCGCUCUCCCUCCCGCGGAUCGCCGCCGAGAGCUGCGAGAUCAACGGCUACCACAUCCCCAAAGGCGCAACUCUACUAGUCAACGUCUGGGCCAUAGCGCGCGACCCGAAUGUAUGGUCCGACCCGCUAGAGUUCAGACCCGAAAGAUUUUUAUCAGGCGGCGAAAAGCCCGAUGUCGAUGUUAGAGGGAACGAUUUUGAAGUGAUCCCGUUCGGGGCUGGGCGUAGAAUCUGUGCCGGAUUGAAUUUGGGCAUACGAAUGGUUCAGCUGUUAACGGCGACCCUGGUCCAUGCUUUUGACUGGAAGGUGGCUGGAGACGUGAUGCCUGAGAAGCUGAACAUGGACGAAGCCUAUGGGCUAACUCUGCAACGGGCCGUGCCUUUGAUGGUGCACCCUAGCCCUAGAUUGGCUCACCAUGUGUAUCAGCCAGCCUCUUAAUUAUGACUUGUUUGGUUAUCGAAUGUGCUUUCCACUGUGUUUGUAAUCCAGGUUUUACUUUUACCUUCGGUAAUUACGUGGUGAUUAUUGAUAAUAAAAAAGUACUUAAUAUUUAAUAAUAAAAAUUAUUAUA
Molecule: messenger RNA, 1731 nt
Organism: Carica papaya (papaya)
Lineage: Eukaryota; Viridiplantae; Streptophyta; Magnoliopsida; Brassicales; Caricaceae
Gene: TT7
Product: Cytochrome P450 superfamily protein
Molecular function (GO): heme binding; oxidoreductase activity, acting on paired donors, with incorporation or reduction of molecular oxygen; iron ion binding
Source: RefSeq, a predicted model, not a curated record